This is a messenger RNA of Scylla paramamosain (green mud crab), 1061 nucleotides long. Its product is annotated as serine/threonine/tyrosine-interacting protein B-like. Gene Ontology annotation, biological process: negative regulation of protein binding; negative regulation of SCF-dependent proteasomal ubiquitin-dependent catabolic process; protein dephosphorylation. Gene Ontology annotation, cellular component: nucleoplasm; cytoplasm. The transcript is spliced from 5 exons. Lineage: Eukaryota; Metazoa; Arthropoda; Malacostraca; Decapoda; Portunidae. The coding region runs from base 5 to 793 and encodes 262 amino acids. Gene Ontology annotation, molecular function: F-box domain binding; protein tyrosine/serine/threonine phosphatase activity. The record is from RefSeq and is a predicted model, not a curated record.
UGCAAUGGUACUUGAAUGGGUAUCAGCGAGCGAGUUCUGCCAACAUUGGAACGUACCACAACACAAGGCGAACAAUGCUGUCCUCGCGCUACAUGCUCGCCCUUUCUUAUCAGGACGGAAGGUAGUGAGUGAUGGGAUAGAGGAGGCAGCAUUGCAUGUUUGGAGAAGUGGGAGGCAGCGCAUCGCUGUGAAUAUGGAAGUAGACUGGCAAUAUCCUAUGAGGCGGGAGAUGCAAGAAAUCCUACCUGGUCUAUAUCUUGGUCCUUACAGUGCUGCUACAAAAUCCAGAUUCAAUACGCUACUAGAUCACGGAAUCACACACAUCAUUUGCAUCAGGCAAAGUAUAGAGUCGCACAUGGUUAGAGCAAAUUUUCCUGAUAAAAUAAAGUACCUAAUUCUUGACAUGGCAGAUAACUUGACGCAGAAUCUCAUAUCCCAUGUAGCAGAAUGCAGAACUUUCAUUGAUGAAUGCUUAGCAUCAGGAGGCAAAUGUCUCGUCCAUGGGAAUCUUGGAAUAUCCCGUAGUGCAGCAUUGGUUGUUGCUUAUGUAAUGGAGAAGAGAACACUCUCAUAUAGGGAAGCAUUAGAAUUUGUCCAAAAUAGAAGAUACUGCAUAAACCCCAAUGAUGGUUUUAAGCAGCAACUUAUGGAAUAUGAAGCCAUAUACAAAGCCCAACAGACUCUGCUAAAUGGACAGUGUUCCCAAGAGAAGGGGAAGCUGAAAAGAAAACAUGAUCAGACCUCUGAUGACUUUGACCAGGACUCCUCAGAACCCAUGGAGGCUGUAAGCUGAUGACAGGGAAAGUUUACAUGGUUGAGGACAUUGUGAACAGUCUGGUCUUGUGAUAACUGGAUAAUUGUUGAAAUGGACUGUUAUAUUAAUGGUCUACAUAAAGAGUUAGUUUUGUAAGAUUUUUAUUUUUUUAUAUUUCAAUGAAUGGAUGUAUUUCAAUACUGUAGUAUUUAUAUUAAUUGCUGAUUGAAUGCUGCAACUUUUUUACUUCUGCACUGUAGAUAAUUAGUGGACUUAAGUGAUUGAUAAAUAUUUUUAUGCUUUUUUA